This is a messenger RNA of Quercus lobata, 1419 nucleotides long. RefSeq names its product PLANT HOMOLOGOUS TO PARAFIBROMIN (gene PHP). The coding region runs from base 58 to 1290 and encodes 410 amino acids. Gene Ontology annotation, biological process: transcription elongation by RNA polymerase II; positive regulation of transcription elongation by RNA polymerase II. Gene Ontology annotation, cellular component: Cdc73/Paf1 complex. The record is from RefSeq and is a predicted model, not a curated record. Gene Ontology annotation, molecular function: RNA polymerase II complex binding. The transcript is spliced from 3 exons. Lineage: Eukaryota; Viridiplantae; Streptophyta; Magnoliopsida; Fagales; Fagaceae.
CUUCCCAGUACUGUUCACUAAAAUCUCCACCUCUCUCGCUCUCUCUCUACUCACAAUAUGGAUCCUCUCUCGGCGGUCCGCGACUACACGAUCCGAAACGAGCUGGACCGGAUCGUCCGGUACAACGACGAGUUCCGGUUCGGGUCGGACUACUCGUUCCCAUGCUCCAUCGAAACCGGGUACCGAUCGAAGCAAGGCAAUCUCUACACCUUAGAAACCCUACUGUUCUUCAUCAACAACCACCAACUCAAGCACAUCGAGUACAUACAGAAGGCUCGCACGCAGGGAGUCACCGCCGUCACUUUGCCGGACCGGAAACCCUUGCUCGAUUAUCUCACCGGAAAAGUCUCCUCCUCCGAUUCGGUUCAAUUAAACGACGUCGUUAACCUAAACCCCCAAAAGUUCCCCGAUUUACCCCUGAAUUCUUCGAUUAUUGCAUCCGAGCCAUUUCCCCCAAAUUUCUCCGAACAAAACAGCACCCAAUUGCCCGAACACGAAGUCGUCGAAUUCACGGCGGCGAUGGUGACCUCGAUGGAGCGGCCGUUGAAGGAUCGAGAGUCGUUGUUGGAGUGCAAGCAGAGGGAUUUCUACAGCGUUCUGGUGGCGUCGACGAAGCGAGAGGAGGAGCGGCAGCGAGUCGAGUCGCAGCAGAGGAAAGACGGGCUCGUCGCGAAGAAUCGGCUGAUGGGUUCGGAGGAAACUCGGUACGGCGUUGACGAGUCGAUGAAUUACGAUAACUCGAUGACGCCGAAGCCGAAGAUGAUGCAUUUGAUGAUGAAAGGGAGCAAGAUUGGCGAAGGGGUGCCGAUAAUUCUGGUGCCCAGUGCGUUCCAGACUUUGAUUACGAUUUACAAUGUGAAGGAGUUUUUGGAAGAUGGGGUUUUUAUACCUACGGAUGUGAAGGUGAAGCAGAUGAAGGGGGCGAAGCCGGACUGCGUGACGGUGCAGAAGAAGUUCAGUAGGGAUAGGGUGGUGACUGCUUAUGAGGUUAGGGAUAAGCCUUCCGGGCUUAAACCCGAGGAUUGGGAUCGUGUUGUGGCGGUUUUCGUGUUGGGGAAAGAGUGGCAGUUUAAGGAUUGGCCGUUUAAGGACCAUGUUGAGAUAUUCAAUAAGAUUUUAGGAUUUUUUAUGCGGUUUGAGGAUGAUAGUUUGGAGUCGGCGAAGACUGUGAAGCAGUGGAAUGUAAAGAUUAUCUCAAUUAGCAAGAAUAAGCGACACCAAGAUAGAACUGCAGCGUUGGAUGUGUGGGAAAAACUAGAAGACUUUGUUCGGUCACGAUCACAUUCUUGAUGUGCACCGACUUUUUAGAUAAGUUGUGUGAAUAUUUGUGACGUUUCUGAGAUUUUUAACCCUCGUACUCAACGCAACUUUGUAUUUAUUUGUUCUGGUAUUGGAAUAGAUUGAUUGCUUUUGCUAAAA